AUCGCUUAGAUAAACGAUUGAUAACACCACGUACUUAGUUGUAAACAAUAGACAAAUUCGCUCGUUACAUACGGGCUUUGAAGUAGAAUACAUCAACAUGUCGGUUCUACAACCAGUAAGCAUCUUCAAUGAAGGGUCUGCCGAGGAGAAGUCUGAGGAGGCACGCAUGUCAUCAUUUGUUGGCGCUAUCGCUAUUGGUGACCUUGUCAAAAGUACACUAGGACCCAAGGGUAUGGACAAGAUCCUGCAGUCACAACGAGAAUUGGACAGUAAGGGUUCAAUCCAGGUCACAAAUGAUGGUGCCACCAUCCUGAAGAGUAUCGGCUUGGAUAACCCAGCUGCCAAGAUUCUUGUGGAAAUCUCAAAGACACAGGAUGACGAUGUAGGUGACGGCACCACCUCCGUAGUGGUACUUGCGUCUGAGUUGCUGCGCGAAGCAGAGAAACUAGUGGCCACUAAAAUGCACCCCCAGACUAUUAUUGCUGGUUGGAGAAAGGCCAUGAACUGUGCACGUGAAGCACUAUUACAGUCUUCUGAUGACCACAGUGGAGAUACUGAACUUUUCCGAGAGGAUCUGAUGAAUAUCGCCAGAACUACCUUAAGUUCAAAGAUUGUGUACCAGGACAAGGACCACUUUGCCACACUGGCCGUGAACGCCGUGAUGCGCCUCAAGGGCAAUACAAAUAUUGACUCUAUUCAUUUGAUCAAGAAGUUGGGUGGCUCACUCGCCGAUUCCUACUUGGAUGAGGGCUUCAUUCUGGACAAGAAGAUCGGUGUCAACCAACCCAAACGUAUUGAGAACGCAAAAAUUAUGGUGGCUAACACACCUAUGGAUACAGAUAAAAUCAAGGUCUUUGGUGCCAAGGUGCGCGUCGACGCCACAGCCAAGGUAGCAGAGAUCGAAGUGGCCGAGAAGGAAAAAAUGAAGGCUAAGGUAGAUAAGAUUGUCGCACAUGGCAUCAACUGCUUUAUCAACCGUAAUAUUAUCUACAACUACCCUGAGCAACUGUUCGCGGACGCGGGUAUUAUGGCUGUGGAGUUGGCCGACUUUGAGGGCGUCGAGCGGUUGGCACUGGUGACUGGUGGGGAGAUUGUAUCGACCUUUGACCACCCAGAGCUGGUGAAUCUAGGACAAUGUGAUUUGAUUGAAGAGAUUAUUAUUGGCGAGGACAGACUCCUGCACUUCUCCGGCGUAGCCCUGGGGGAGGCCUGCACGAUUGUCAUCAGAGGCGCAACCAAACAGAUUCUGGACGAGUGUGACAGGUCUCUACACGAUGCGCUGUGUGUGCUUUCACAAACCGUUGCCGAGCCCAAGAUCGUGUACGGUGGAGGCUGUUCGGAGAUGGCCAUGGCAAACGCAGUGGAGAAGCUAGCCGCAGCCACUCCAGGAAAGGAGUCUAUCGCAAUUGAAUCGUUUGCACGUGCUCUGCGACAGCUACCUACCAUCAUCGCCGAUAACGCCGGUUAUGACAGCGUGGAGCUCGUCGCCCAAUUACGUGCCGCGCACACUGCUGGACAAAAGACCGCUGGCUUAAAUAUGUAUGAAGGAAAGAUCGAUGACGUGAAGAAACUUGGUGUUACGGAAUCAUUUAAAGCGAAACAACAGAUCUUAAUGAGUGCGACAGAAGCUGCAGAGAUGAUUCUCCGCGUGGACAAUGUAUUGCGCAGUGCCCCCAGGCAGAGACAGGGACAACAUUAGAAUGACACAAAAAUAAAUUCAUGUAUAUACUACAUAUGAAAUUGGA
This is a messenger RNA of Sphaeroforma arctica JP610, 1745 nucleotides long. RefSeq names its product T-complex protein 1 subunit beta. Gene Ontology annotation, biological process: protein folding. The coding region runs from base 98 to 1699 and encodes 533 amino acids. The record is from RefSeq and is a predicted model, not a curated record. Lineage: Eukaryota; Ichthyosporea; Ichthyophonida. Gene Ontology annotation, molecular function: ATP-dependent protein folding chaperone; ATP hydrolysis activity; ATP binding. Gene Ontology annotation, cellular component: chaperonin-containing T-complex; cytosol. The transcript has 7 exons.